AAAAAGAAGGAAGGUGCUCAGAAAAAGGCUGCUGAUCAAAAAACCAAAGUGCCAGAACCUACUAAGACCUGUUCAAGCCAGCCCCAACCUGCCGGUACCAGUACCAGUACUUCCACCAGCACUAUCUCCAGCAGCAACAAUGGCAAACGUUCAUGUGCCGGUGGCCAGCAGCCAGCUGCAUCCCGUUACCUGCCUCGUGAGGUGCCUCCACGCUUCCGCCAGCAAGAACAGAAGCAGCUAUUAAAGAGAGGCCAGCCAUUGCCUACGGGGACUCUAACCAGUGUGAGCCCAACCCAGGGUGCUGGGCCUGCAGGGGUAAGCCCACCUCCCCUACCUGGAGCCGGAACACAGCAUCAUCCCAGUAAGCUCCAACCAGAUCUCAGUCAUAGUGGAUUGGCAGAUCAUUAUGAAAAUUCCCACUGGGGACAGCAGCCUACUUACAGAAGCGAAGCCAACUGCAGCUGGGAUAAAGUGAUAAUAGAUAGGACUGACAAGGAGGCGUGGCCUUCCAUCACAGGAACAGAGACUGAAUCUGCCUCAGAAUGUACUACAGACACUGACUCUGCCUCCAACUGUGGCUCAGAGAACAGUAGCAUGGCUACAGGGAGUGCCCAGGGCAACUUCACUGGACAUACCAAGAAGACAAAUGGCAAUAAUGGCACCAAUGGCGCACUCGUCCAAAGCCCUUCUAAUCAGAGUGCCCUUGGAGCAGGGGGAGCGAACAGUAAUGGAAGUGCGACCAGAGUGUGGGGUGUAGCCACAGGCUCCAGCUCUGGCCUGGCUCACUGCUCUAUCAGUGGUGGGGAUGGAAAAAUGGACACUAUGAUUGGAGAUGGGAGAAGUCAGAAUUGCUGGGGUGCUUCCAACUCCAAUGCUGGCAUUAAUCUUAACCUUAAUCCUAAUGCCAACCCAGCUGCCUGGCCUGUACUUGGACAUGAAGGAACCGUGGCGACAGGCAACCCUUCCAGUAUUUGCAGUCCAGUCAGUGCCAUAGGUCAAAAUAUGGGCAACCAGAACGGGAACCCAACAGGCACUUUAGGUGCUUGGGGAAACUUGCUGCCGCAAGAGAGCACAGAACCACAAACGUCCACUUCUCAGAAUGUGUCUUUCAGCGCACAACCUCAGAACCUUAACACUGAUGGACCAAAUAACACUAACCCCAUGAACUCUUCACCCAACCCUAUCAAUGCAAUGCAGACAAAUGGACUGCCAAACUGGGGCAUGGCUGUUGGUAUGGGGGCCAUCAUCCCGCCCCACCUGCAAAGCCUUCCUGGUGCUAACGGAUCAUCAGUUUCUCAAGUCAGUGGGGGCAGUGCUGAAGGAAUAAGCAAUUCUGUAUGGGGACUGUCCCCAGGUAACCCUGCCACAGGAAAUAGCAAUUCUGGGUUCAGUCAGGGGAAUGGAGACACUGUGAACUCAGCAUUAAGUGCUAAACAAAACGGAUCCAGCAGUGCUGUGCAAAAGGAAGGAAAUGGAGGAAAUGCUUGGGAUUCAGGACCUCCUGCUGGUCCUGGAAUACUCGCCUGGGGAAGGGGCAGUGGCAACAAUGGCGUUGGUAAUAUCCAUUCGGGAGCUUGGGGCCACCCCAGCCGAAGCACCUCUAACGGUGUGAAUGGGGAAUGGGGAAAGCCCCCAAACCAGCAUUCCAAUAGUGACAUCAAUGGGAAAGGAUCAACAGGGUGGGAGAGUCCUAGUGUCACCAGCCAGAACCCUACCGUGCAGCCUGGUGGUGAACACAUGAACUCCUGGGCCAAAGCGGCAUCUUCUGGAACUACAGCAAGUGAAGGAAGUAGUGAUGGUUCUGGCAACCACAAUGAAGGAAGCACUGGGAGGGAAGGAACGGGAGAAGGUCGAAGGCGAGAUAAAGGGAUUAUAGACCAAGGGCAUAUCCAGUUGCCAAGGAAUGAUCUUGACCCAAGAGUUCUAUCUAAUACUGGUUGGGGACAGACUCCUGUAAAGCAAAACACUGCCUGGGAAUUUGAAGAAUCCCCUAGGUCUGAAAGGAAAAAUGACAAUGGGACAGAGGCCUGGGGUUGUGCAGCUACUCAGCCUUCAAACUCAGGGGGGAAGAACGAUGGGUCCAUCAUGAACAGUACAAAUACCUCUUCAGUAUCUGGGUGGGUCAAUGCGCCACCUGCCGCUGUGCCAGCAAACACAGGUUGGGGAGACAGCAACAACAAAGCGCCAAGUGGCCCGGGGGUUUGGGGGGACUCGAUAAGCUCUACUGCUGUUAGUACUGCUGCUGCUGCCAAGAGUGGCCAUGCUUGGAGUGGGGCCGCAAAUCAGGAGGACAAGUCACCCACCUGGGGUGAGCCUCCAAAGCCCAAAUCCCAACACUGGGGAGAUGGACAAAGAUCAAAUCCAGCCUGGAGUGCCGGAGGGGGAGAUUGGGCAGAUUCAUCAUCUGUCCUUGGACACUUGGGGGAUGGGAAAAAAAAUGGAUCUGGAUGGGAUGCUGACAGUAAUAGGUCAGGGUCUGGUUGGAAUGACACCACAAGAUCUGGGAGCAGUGGCUGGGGCAACAGCACAAAUACAAAGGCCAAUCCAGGUACAAACUGGGGGGAGACUUUAAAACCUGGCCCCCAACAGAACUGGGCUAGCAAACCCCAAGACAACAAUGUGAGUAACUGGGGAGGAGCUGCUUCUGUGAAACAGACAGGAACAGGGUGGAUCGGGGGGCCAGUACCAGUCAAACAGAAGGACAGCAGUGAGGCAACUGGCUGGGAAGAACCCUCUCCACCGUCCAUUCGCCGCAAAAUGGAAAUUGAUGAUGGUACCUCAGCUUGGGGGGACCCAAGCAACUAUAACAAUAAAACUGUAAACAUGUGGGAUAGAAACAACCCGGUCAUCCAGAGCAGUACCACGACCAAUACCACCACCACCACCACUACCACGAGCAACACCACACACAGGGUCGAGACGCCGCCACCGCACCAGGCCAAUACUCAGCUGAAUCGAUCACCAUUGCUCGGUCCAGUUUCAUCAGGCUGGGGAGAAAUGCCUCAUGUUCACUCAAAGACUGAAAACUCUUGGGGAGAACCAUCCUCCCCUUCUCCCCUGGUGGAUAAUGGCACAGCAGCGUGGGGGAAGCCACCCAGCAGUGGUAGCGGGUGGGGAGAUCACCCUGCCGAGCCGCCAGUGGCGUUUGGAAGAGCUGGCGCACCUGGUGCUGCCUCAGCCCUGUGCAAACCAGCUUCAAAAUCUAUGCAAGAAGGCUGGGGCAGUGGUGGGGAUGAAAUGAACCUCAGUACCAGCCAGUGGGAGGAUGAAGAAGGGGACGUGUGGAAUAAUGCUGCUUCCCAAGAAAGCGCCUCCUCCUGCAGCUCCUGGGGGAAUGCCCCCAAAAAAGGACUUCAAAAGGGCAUGAAGACAUCUGGCAAGCAGGAUGAGGCCUGGAUCAUGAGCCGGCUGAUCAAACAACUCACAGACAUGGGCUUCCCGAGAGAGCCAGCAGAGGAGGCCUUGAAGAGUAACAAUAUGAAUCUUGAUCAGGCCAUGAGCGCUCUGCUGGAAAAGAAGGUGGACGUGGACAAGCGUGGGCUGGGAGUGACCGACCAUAAUGGAAUGGCCGCCAAGCCCCUCGGCUGCCGCCCGCCAAUCUCCAAAGAGUCUUCCAUGGACCGCCCCACCUUUCUUGACAAGGAUGGCGGCCUCGUGGAAGAGCCCACGCCUUCACCGUUCUUGCCUUCCCCAAGCCUGAAGCUCCCCCUUUCACACAGUGCACUCCCCAGUCAGGCCCUGGGUGGGAUUGCCUCCGGGCUGGGCAUGCAAAACUUGAAUUCUUCUAGACAGAUACCGAGUGGCAAUCUGGGUAUGUUUGGCAAUAGUGGAGCAGCACAAGCCAGGACCAUGCAGCAGCCGCCACAGCCACCAGUGCAGCCUCUUAACUCUUCCCAGCCCAGUCUCCGUGCUCAAGUGCCUCAGUUUCUAUCCCCUCAGGUUCAAGCACAGCUUUUGCAGUUUGCAGCAAAAAACAUUGGUCUCAACCCUGCACUAUUAACCUCGCCAAUUAAUCCUCAGCAUAUGACGAUGUUGAACCAGCUCUAUCAGCUGCAGCUGGCAUACCAACGUUUACAAAUCCAGCAGCAGAUGUUACAGGCCCAGCGUAAUGUGUCCGGAUCCAUGAGACAACAGGAGCAGCAAGUUGCGCGCACAAUCACUAAUCUGCAGCAGCAGAUCCAGCAGCACCAGCGCCAGCUGGCCCAGGCCCUGCUCGUGAAGCAGCCACCACCGCCACCGCCCCCGCCGCACCUGUCUCUGCACCCCUCUGCAGGCAAAUCGGCCAUGGACAGCUUCCCCUCGCACCCGCAGACUCCCGGCCUACCUGACCUGCAGACCAAAGAGCAGCAGUCUUCACCCAACACCUUUGCUCCUUACCCUCUUGCUGGACUGAACCCAAACAUGAAUGUCAACAGCAUGGACAUGACCAGUGGCUUGUCGGUGAAGGACCCAUCCCAGUCCCAGUCACGCCUCCCCCAGUGGACGCACCCCAACUCCAUGGAUAACUUGCCCAGUGCCGCUUCCCCCCUGGAGCAGAACCCUAGCAAGCAUGGUGCUAUCCCUGGAGGUCUAAGCAUUGGGCCUCCAGGUAAGUCCUCCAUUGAUGACUCCUAUGGCCGGUACGAUUUAAUCCAGAACAGUGAGUCACCAGCCAGUCCUCCCGUAGCUGUUCCCCAUAGCUGGUCACGUGCCAAAUCUGACAGUGAUAAAAUCUCAAAUGGCUCUAGCAUCAACUGGCCCCCAGAAUUCCAUCCGGGAGUUCCAUGGAAAGGACUACAGAAUAUUGACCCUGAGAAUGACCCUGACGUCACUCCUGGCAGUGUCCCCACUGGGCCUACCAUCAAUACCACCAUCCAGGAUGUCAACCGCUACCUCCUCAAGAGUGGAGGGUCCUCCCCGCCAUCAUCUCAGAAUGCCACGCUGCCUUCCUCGAGUGCCUGGCCGCUCAGUGCCUCCGGCUACAGUAGCUCUUUCAGCAGCAUUGCAUCCGCACCUAGCGUUGCAGGUAAACUGUCAGACAUUAAAUCGACGUGGUCCUCUGGCCCUGCCUCCCACACGCAAGCCUCUCUGUCUCAUGAACUGUGGAAGGUGCCCAGAAACACUACUGCACCCACGAGGCCACCUCCAGGGUUAACCAAUCCCAAGCCCUCCUCCACCUGGGGUGCCAGCCCCCUCGGCUGGACCAGCUCCUACUCCUCAGGUUCUGCCUGGAGCACCGACGCCUCAGGAAGAACCAGCAGCUGGCUUGUUCUUCGAAACCUCACUCCCCAGAUUGAUGGUUCUACACUGCGGACAUUGUGUUUGCAACAUGGGCCUCUCAUCACAUUCCACCUGAAUCUGACUCAAGGCAAUGCCGUGGUCCGGUAUAGCUCCAAGGAGGAGGCUGCCAAGGCCCAGAAGUCUCUGCACAUGUGCGUCCUGGGAAACACUACCAUCCUGGCUGAGUUCGCUGGCGAAGAAGAAGUGAAUCGCUUCUUAGCCCAAGGCCAGGCGCUGCCACCCACCUCCAGCUGGCAGUCCAGUAGCGCGUCCAGCCAGCCGCGGCUCAGCGCAGCGGGCAGCUCCCAUGGCCUGGUGCGCAGCGACGCUGGCCACUGGAAUGCCCCAUGCCUGGGUGGCAAGGGGAGCAGUGAGCUGCUGUGGGGCGGGGUGCCCCAGUACUCCAGCAGCCUGUGGGGCCCGCCCAGCGCUGACGACAGCAGGGUGAUCGGCAGCCCCACCCCUCUGACCACCCUGCUGCCUGGGGACCUACUCAGCGGGGAGUCCCUGUAGGAGCUGCCAUCAUCAGCACCAGGAGAGCCGACCCCUCCCGGGACCCCUCCCAGCUGGGCGGCCCCACAGACCCGCUGGAACCCAGCAGCGGCCACCCUUUUGAGUACCUCUGUCCAGGACUGAAGACGAACCUUGGCCGCAGUCCUUGCGAACUGUUCGCAAAACAGUGCGGGCUGCGGUGGGUCAGCGUCACAUGCUAAUGACAGGAUGUUCCUCGUAGCUUUUUAUUUUGUGUGUCUUACGUUUGUAUAGUGUGUUGUCAUUUUGAUUUUUUUUUUUUAAAGUAUAAAAGCUGCUUAGAAUAGUUCUAUCAUGAAGGGCACUUUUCAGAUUGUGGGCUGGAAAGGGUUAUUUUAUCUGUGGGGGAGGGAGGGAGACGUGAAGCCUAUUUAAAAUGAGCCUGUGACGAUUAUGCACAUUACCAGAGGCGGCCGGUAAUCAGGGCAGAGUCUGGUGUGGACCGCCAGGCGCAGAGCGGCUCCGCGGUAGGAGCUGAGCGGAAGGCGUGGGCUGCGAUCUGCUCUCUGUUCCCCUGGAUCCGCCUAUGCACAUUACCCUUGUUUCAUUACUUUUUCAUGUCAUUUUUUUAUCCCAAAAAAUAUUUUUUAAAAGUUAAAAAAAGACAUAUCAAACAUGCAAAUACUUGAAUCCAGCAGGCCAAUAGUGAAAUGUGAACACUUUCUAAUUCUACACUUCCAGGUUGACAUCAGUACACAGAAACAGGCUCUAGGAAAAAUUUCUAAGUUCAUAGCCUCCGUGUGUGUGUAUGUGUGCGUGUUGAAACAGAAGUGUGUGUGUGCGUGUGUGGCGCGUGCUCCUGCACAGCGUGCAUUUUCUGUGUUUGUGUGUUUGAAAGCGUGUGAGGAUUUAACUGUGGGUUUUCCCUUGUAUUCAGUAUAUGCUUUUUUUUUUUGGCGCAUUGGUCAAACGUUUGUUAUUAUUAGCUUCUAACUUUGCACUGAGUGUCCUCGCCCUUCCUUUAGCUAAUCCUAUACAUUACAGAGAAUUCCUAGGACAGGGCUGGCGACAAUUCAUGUGUAAAUGUUUACUCAAGGACUCUGUGACUGCGUUUAAAAAGUACAGUGUAUAUCUCUGGAGAAAUAAUAUGUAUACCUACCUUUAGCAGCUUUUUAUUGUGGACUAAUGCAAGAAAAUUAUUACCAGAGUAUUGCACCAUUUUUCCAUUUGGAAUAUAAAGUUAAAGAGAAAAAAAAAAACUGUUGUUGAACUGUGGCCAUAGAUACUUGUAAAGAAUGGAUGGUUCCGUGGAAGGAACAGAAACAAGCACUUGGGCGUGGGUUGUGACUGCUUUUGGGGGAGCCUGGGGUUUGGGCUCCCACCUGUUUACAGACCUUUUUUCUCCUUCAGACUUUAAAAUUUUAAAAAUUUAAAAAGGAAUUAAAAAAAAAAAAAAAAGACUUCCGUCGUAAAGAAACCUAUUUUCAGAAUGCAGAUGCGCUCCUUCAGAGCUCUGGGACGGGACGGCGUUGUUCCCUCGGCCAUCGUCGUGGACUCUGUCGAUUGCUUUCGCCCCUUCGUCAAGGUGACAGGCGUUGUGGCCACUGUCUUGCACAUGCCGGACGCGCUCUCAGGAAAGCCAGGGCUCCCGAGGGCAGCUCCACACCAUUUCAUGUAUUUUUAAACCCAACUCCUAGCACUGAAGAUGUUAUUUAAAAAAAAAAAAAAACCAACAAAAAAAUGAAAAAAAAGAAAAAGAGGAAAAAAAAAUCACAAAGAAGAAAAAUACCUAAUCUCUAAUGUGUAGCAGUUACAUAUUUACCAAAUAAUGGACUCAAAAGAAAUAGAUGUUUGAAGAGUGCUUUAUAUAUUAAAAAUUGCUUUAUGUUUUAAAAAUGAUCAAUGUUUUGAUUGUUUUGCAAGGAAGAAAGACAAUGGAAUAACAUACCCUCAAGUAUGUUUUAAAAUAUAUAUAUAUGAACAUUGUGCUCCCUGCCUGCUUGAUCAGGAAACUUGUGCAUUACAUUUUUUUUAAUUAGCUUUUUAAUGGUUUUAUCAAAACAAAAAAAAAAUACAAAAAAAAAAAGUCCUGCAAGAUUGCAGAUCCACAAAAGCUGGUUUUAUAGAGGAUCAUGAACUAUGCACAAACUGGGUUCAAGACUUUUUUUCUCAAGUUUAGUAGGAUAUUUAGCAAAACCAACCUUCCUCAGAGUGACUGCAUCUCAUUGCCAUUACAUGCGUUCUAUAUAUUUGAUGGACAUACCUGCGUAUGUAUAUCCAAUAUGUGUGCGUGUGAGCGUGCGUGUGCGUAUGUGCACCCGACAUACCACUUCCCGUGCUGCCGGCGAGCAUUGAGUUGUAGAAAAACUCCUGUUGUUUUAAAAUUGGGGAUGGAAGUCAAGAAUAUGUUUGUUUGUUUUUGGGUUUUGUUGGGUUUGUUUGAGGUUUUUUUUGUUUUUCUUUUUUGUUUGUUUUGUUUUGGGGUUUUUUGACCUUUUAUUUUGAACUUAGUAUGUCUGUAACUCUGAGAGUAAAAAACAAGUUUGUGGCUCUUAAUGUUUUCCUCAUAGAAUGUGAUUGUUGAAGAACAUGCAUCGAAAGUUGCUUUCGAAAGUACAACGCUUUAUUGCAUCUUAAUAAAUUGCAAUUUUUUUUCUUGGCUGUUCAAAGUAAUGUGUUUUUCAUUUUUCAAAACAGAUACUAUGGAUGUCUACUUUGCACGCUGCGAUGGGGAGAGCUGUCCCGCUGCGUGCGUUCCCUCUAUAAUUUCCUCAGAGCUCACAUACGUACCUCUCUCAUGAGUGAACUCAGACUUCCUGUUGUUUUGCUUUAUUCUAUCAUUUGCUUUGUGGUUUUGCUGUAAAUAUUGAAAUCUUAAUCGUUGAGAGGCACAACCGAGCUUUCUAGCUCUCCACCCCCGCAGCCCAUCCGAGUCUGUUCAUCUGGUAACUUCUGUUUGGGACGGCAGCAAGCAGAGGCUGGGGCCCGCCUGCAGUCCUGGCAGAGGAGUGCCACUCACUUUUGCCUAGGGUCCAGUUUGGGCUUAAAAAAUAUUCAAAGAGAAUAAUGAGGAUUUUUUGUGUUUCCUAGACAUUUUAUGCAUUUAUUUUUGUGAAAUCACCUUCGCUAACUUUCACCGAGCACUUUGAGCACAGUGGAACUUCGGAAGCAGCACCAGCCUCACCCCAGAAUCUCAGUUGGCAUAGCUAGAAACUGAGUCCCUUCCUAGGACACUGGCCGUGGCCUUCAGGGUGUCCAGUCAGUGCCACCAGUGUGGCAUUGGUGUUGCAGACCGGCCUCUGAAGACAAACCGAGCACCCCGGCGGCCCCUCACUCAAACUAAGCAAAGGUCUUUUUUCUGUCUCCACUCCCUGGGGAAAGGUCAAAGGUGGACCUGCCCACUUUGAGUCAAUUCCUUCAAAAAGAUGGGACCCGCACCGUGCCACAGGCUGCCCCCUCUCCACCAUGGGGAAGGCGGGGUGCUGCUGGCUCUGACCAUCCUCUUUUGGAAAUUGAGAAGGAAAGCAUUGAGUGGGACCUAAUCUGGAAAAGAAAUUAAAGACCAGAAAAGGAAGCCGGGAAUGAAACUCAAGAUGCACCUGAACCUGGAAGCGGCAACCCUCGGCUCUGCGCGGAGCCUCAGCAAGAGUUCCUUUUGUGCCUGCGUUACGAUGGAGCAAACCGUACCCAUGCCUGUGCGCUGGGAGAACAAGGUCAGCGCCCAAGGGCGUGCAAAGGAUGUGGCAGGCUUCACGGAGGAGGUGGCAUCUGCCCUGGGCCUGGGAGACCAGGUUGGAUUUUGACAGACUGGCAACUCGGGGGACAGAUGGGGAGCACAGUGUAAGCUAAAGCCCCAUGUAGGGACCCCACACAAAGACCUUGUGGGCUUCCAGGGCACCAUCUCCACCCAUGGGUGGGAAGGAGGCUUAAAGAAAACAGGUUCUUCACCUGCAUCUGUGGAUAUUUUUUUUUAUUAAUUUUUUUUUUUAAAUGACAGGUUCAGAGCUGC
Molecule: messenger RNA, 9739 nt
Organism: Mandrillus leucophaeus (drill)
Lineage: Eukaryota; Metazoa; Chordata; Mammalia; Primates; Cercopithecidae
Gene: TNRC6C
Product: trinucleotide repeat containing 6C
Exons: 22
Coding region: 595-5772 (1725 amino acids)
Biological process (GO): miRNA-mediated post-transcriptional gene silencing; positive regulation of nuclear-transcribed mRNA poly(A) tail shortening
Cellular component (GO): P-body; nucleoplasm
Molecular function (GO): protein binding; RNA binding
Source: RefSeq, a predicted model, not a curated record